Molecule: messenger RNA, 1718 nt
Organism: Neohortaea acidophila
Lineage: Eukaryota; Fungi; Ascomycota; Dothideomycetes; Mycosphaerellales; Teratosphaeriaceae
Exons: 1
Coding region: 82-1665 (527 amino acids)
Molecular function (GO): protein binding
Source: RefSeq, a predicted model, not a curated record
CCUCGAACAGGGCAUCCUCGAGUGGGCGAUGUACCGACAGGAUCAUUCACUGCAUGCACAUCCAAGAUUUAACACGUCACCAUGUCUCUCAAAGCUUCAUUUCAAGAUCUCCCGCUCGAACUGGUCAACCACAUCUUUAUAUAUCUCGCAGCAAACCCGCAGGAUGUGUGCGCCGCCCGCCUGACUUGCUCUUCUUGGGCCGCCAUCGGCGUCGACCACCUCCUACACGUUGUUCCGCUGGUUUUCAAAUACGAUCGCCUCGCACGGUUGUCCGAGAUCGCCAAGCAUCCCCGCAUCCCGAGGACUGUCCGCUCGCUGUUCUAUCAGGCUGACCAGUACUACCCUCGCCUCCCAUUGGAAAGCUGCACGGCGUGUGAGCGUGGCUAUGUCUGUCUGCCCCGUCAGCGACUAUACGAUUACGAGGAGCAGCGCGAGGACUUCGCCGAUUCACCCGACCCGGUCAGAAACCCCCAGUUGUGCAAAACAGACCUCAAACGAAUACAGCGAAAGGAUCCCGCGAGGCGCAUUCUUCGAUCGAACGAUAGGAGCGAGCAAACUUACCACCGCUACUUCUUCCUCGCAGCGGAUGAUAUGCACUUGAUCGCCUCCGACAUCGAUGUUUACCACCUCACUCACCUUUUUAGCGCAUGCCCGAAUCUAGACGACGUCACCAUCAAAGUCGGCCGGUCCGAAGAUCACCAAAGAUAUCCUCGCAUGCUAGAUCUAGCGUUCGAAGGAAUCGUACAGCCGCCUUCGCAGAUCAGCAUAUCUCCGCGUGGAGUCCAGCCCGUCGAGGCGCUGGCAAGAGUUACGGAGAAAACUGGCCGGCUCUUGAAGCGUCUCACGUUGGUGGGGCUGACCCACGAACUCCUCGAAGGGAAUUACGUGGUCCUCGACAAGGUCCGCAAUCUAGUGCGCUCUUUGCACGAGCUGGAGAUCCGCUUCGAAUCCUCGGAAGACGAGCUCACGUCAUCGCUAUCAAACAUGUAUUCGGUCUUGAUGCGUGGGGAGCUACGCAAGCUUCUAGCCGCCGCAACCGAGCUUCGCGUCCUGAAGCUCGACUUCAAGGUCAUCGACACAGGGUUCCAUCCGGAAUUGCUUGCAAUCGCCGACCUGUCCCAACUUACUCCCGCCUCUGCCUGGGCGCAUCUUCGCGAACUCCAUCUGGGCAGCUUCGCGGUCGAAGAAGACGAUUUGUGUCGUCUGAUCAAUCGACAGCAUCCCACGCUGGAACGCGUGUCCCUUGCCAACGUAGACCUGCACUACGGCAGUUGGCCCUCCGUCUUCACCCGCUUCGCCCAGCUCACCCCGAGGCUGCAGCACGUCCGGUUGCGCGGGAAAUUCGUGACGUUCGACGACGGCGUGCCGCCGGACUUUGAUUUCGAUUGCGAGGACGGCGACCUCAGGCCCUCCAACUUCCUUCGCGACGCUGUCGAAACGUACAUCGUGCACGGCGGCGAUUAUCCCGACGUGGAUGCGCUUCUGGCGCGCGACGUCACGGCUGCGUCCGCGCUUUUGCAUUCCGGGGAGAACCUUGGCAAAGGCACAGCGACGCAGAUUCUGGAUUGGUGGCUGAUGCACGAUCGAUCUGAGGACUACGAGUCCGCGGUGCGGUUCUGGAAAGCGGUGGCAAGCGAUAACGAUAUGACUAGCCAUACAGUGUAGAUGUGCAAGCGAAAGGGGUAUCCUCAAAGUUCAGAUGGCUACCACCCGCAGAA